CACAAACAGACACACACCUUCGCUGAGCCACUACACCGGGAACCCUUCUCACGCACAGGACUGUCUGGUGCGCACUUGUCAUCACUGCUGAGGUGAUUGAAACUUGACCUGAAUUUCUGGCUGCGUGAGGAGCAACCUUUCCUGCAGGAGGCUUCAAAUCCAGCGCUGCCGGCUCGGAUCCCUCCUGUGCCAACCCAGAGAGGAGAUUUAGGGUUUGCGCUGCACUGGCGGGAGUCCAACUCCUGCAACCAGCUCUGCUCGGAAGUAACAGCGGAAUACGACGAAAGACAGAAAAGCCUCUGUUUACACAGACUCUGCCUCUUUUAUCCUCACCUCUGUUCCCUCGCUGUCCCGGCUGCUCAUUUUGCUGUCCUCAAGGGAGCUAUUUAUCUCCUAAACAUCACCCAUCAGCUCAUCUCGGCCCUCCCCCUGUCUUAUUCAUCUCAAAAUGAACUCCUCAACCUCCAUUACGUCCCUGUUCUCCUUCACCAGCCCGGCUGUGAAGCGCCUGCUCGGCUGGAAGCAAGGUGACGAGGAGGAGAAGUGGGCCGAAAAGGCCGUGGACUCACUGGUGAAGAAGCUGAAGAAGAAGAAGGGGGCGAUGGAGGAGUUGGAGAGGGCACUCAGCUGCCCCGGGCAGCCCAGCAAGUGUGUGACGAUCCCCCGCUCGCUGGACGGCAGGCUGCAGGUGUCCCACAGGAAGGGUCUGCCCCACGUCAUCUACUGCCGGGUGUGGCGCUGGCCCGACCUGCAGUCGCACCACGAGCUGAAGGCCCUGGAGUGCUGCGAGUUUGCCUUCGGCUCCAAGCAGAAGGACAUCUGCGUCAACCCCUACCACUACAGGCGCGUGGAGACUCCUGUGCUGCCACCGGUUCUGGUCCCACGCCACAGCGAGUUCAACCCUCAGCACAGUUUACUGGCCAAGUUCAGGAACGCCUCUCUGCACAGUGAGCCUCUGAUGCCCCAGAACGCCACUUACCCGGACUCCUUCCCGCCGAUGCCCUGCGCCCCCUUCUCCUCCUCCAACGCUUCCUCCCUCGUCCAGUCUCCCACCUCGCAGAGUUACCCCAACUCCCCCAACAGCUCCGCAGAGCCUGGCAGCCCGUAUCACAUCACGGCUGAGACUCCCCCGCCUCCGUACACCAUGAUGGAGACAAGUCCUCAAGACGAUGUGAAGUCCGGCAACUCCACAACAACCACUAAACUUACCUUUUCUGCUCCACACACAGAUUUGCGUCCCGUUUGCUACGAGGAGCCGGAGUACUGGUGUUCCAUAGCCUACUACGAGCUCAACAACCGGGUGGGCGAGACUUUCCACGCGUCAUCCCGUAGCGUUCUGGUCGACGGCUUCACGGACCCGUCCAACAACAAGAACCGCUUCUGCCUCGGCCUGCUGUCCAACGUCAACCGCAACUCCACCAUCGAACACACACGCAGGCACAUAGGCAAAGGGUUACACCUGUACUACGUGGGUGGCGAGGUGUACGCCGAGUGCCUGAGCGACAGCAGCAUCUUCGUCCAGAGCCGCAAUUGCAAUUUCCAGCACGGCUUCCACACCACCACCGUGUGCAAGAUCCCCAGCGGCUGCAGCCUUAAGAUCUUCAACAACCAGCUGUUCGCUCAGCUCCUGGCCCAGUCCGUCAACCACGGCUUCGAGGUCGUCUAUGAGCUCACCAAGAUGUGCACCAUUCGAAUGAGCUUUGUUAAGGGUUGGGGCGCUGAAUACCACCGUCAGGAUGUGACCAGCACCCCCUGCUGGAUCGAGGUACACCUGCACGGGCCCCUGCAGUGGCUGGACAAGGUCCUCACACAGAUGGGCUCCCCGCACAACCCCAUUUCCUCCGUGUCCUAACAUGAGCACCCGCACACUCUUGGUCCUUCACACAGGUAGUCGUAGAUUCUGUAUGCUCCGCUCUGUCCAGGUUUUCUGACCUGUGGUCCGUCUCUCUUGACCUCUCUCACAAAAUGAGAAAAAAUUAUAUUACAGCUUUGUCCGCCGAUGCAGCAAGACUGAAAAUAUAUAACUGAAUGAUCGAGGGUUCUUUAAUUUCAGUACGAUAAAGCAUUUAUCUUGAUGACUGCACUCAAAAACGAGAAAAAUUGGGAUUUGUAGGUACUCAAGACUUGUGUUAUGUGUUUUAAAUGUUAUUGCUGUUAUUGUAUUGUGUAAUGUAUAAGUGUUGCGUAAUGUUUGACUUCCUAUACUGGUUGCUUUUUUCUGUCAUUCCAUUAAAGUGUUUUUUUUUUUUUAUCUUUGUUUUCUAAUGAUAAAUGGACAAAAAUAUCAUGUUGAAAUAUAAACAGAGACAUUGAUCACCUUGA
This is a messenger RNA of Hippoglossus stenolepis (Pacific halibut), 2322 nucleotides long. RefSeq names its product SMAD family member 9 (gene smad9). Lineage: Eukaryota; Metazoa; Chordata; Actinopteri; Pleuronectiformes; Pleuronectidae. Gene Ontology annotation, biological process: SMAD protein signal transduction; anatomical structure morphogenesis; transforming growth factor beta receptor signaling pathway. The coding region runs from base 449 to 1852 and encodes 467 amino acids. The record is from RefSeq and is a predicted model, not a curated record. The transcript has 8 exons. Gene Ontology annotation, molecular function: I-SMAD binding; DNA-binding transcription factor activity, RNA polymerase II-specific; RNA polymerase II cis-regulatory region sequence-specific DNA binding. Gene Ontology annotation, cellular component: heteromeric SMAD protein complex.